Molecule: messenger RNA, 3588 nt
Organism: Habropoda laboriosa
Lineage: Eukaryota; Metazoa; Arthropoda; Insecta; Hymenoptera; Apidae
Gene: Ser
Product: protein jagged-1
Exons: 5
Coding region: 1-3588 (1195 amino acids)
Biological process (GO): establishment or maintenance of epithelial cell apical/basal polarity; multicellular organism development; Notch signaling pathway
Cellular component (GO): protein-containing complex; plasma membrane
Molecular function (GO): calcium ion binding; Notch binding
Source: RefSeq, a predicted model, not a curated record
AUGUUUUUUUCUGCAUUGCAGGCGACAAACGCGAGCGGAUUCUUCGAGGUGCAGAUCCUCUCGCUGACGAACAACAGGGGCACCCUGGUGGACGGUAGGUGUUGCGGCGGGGGAGGCGAUGGCGGAGGAAAAGGUGGAUUACCACCGUGCACGACACCGUGUUCGACGGCCUUCUGGCUUUGUCUGAAGGAAUAUCAGUCGAAUGUAACCGCCAUCGGCUCAUGCAGCUUUGGCAACGUAUCUAGUCACGCCCUCGGCCAGAACACCUUCACCCUCAGCGAACCAGGCACCCUGCAACUCCACUUCACCUUCCGAUGGACGAGGCAAUUCACGCUGAUCCUGCAAGCGAGAGACGAAGCUAGCGCAGGCGUGAUCGAUGAAGCGAGUUACAGCGGCAUUGUCCUGCCAGGACCCACGUGGCACACUCUCAAUCAUCAAGGAAGAAACGCUCAUCUAGCCUAUCGCGUUCGGGUCCAGUGCGCGGACCAUUAUUACAACGCGACCUGCACGAAGUUCUGCCGGCCGAGGAACGACAUAUUCGGCCAUUACACCUGCGACGAGAACGGCGACAAGGUGUGCAUACAAGGGUGGAAGGGAUCUGACUGCGAAAUUGCGGUCUGCAAAGAGGGUUGCCAUCCCGUGCACGGUCACUGCAACGUAAGCGGCGAGUGCAAGUGUCGACACGGUUGGCGCGGUGAGCUCUGCGAUCAGUGCACACCGUAUCCAGGUUGCAAGCACGGCUACUGCAACGGUUCCAGUUGGCAGUGCAUCUGCGACACGAACUGGGGCGGCAUCCUCUGCGACCAGGAUCUCAAUUAUUGCGGGACGCACGAGCCCUGUCAGAAUGGUGGGACGUGCGAGAAUACAGCGCCGGAUCAAUACAAGUGCACCUGUCCCGAAGGAUUCUCGGGACCGACCUGCGAGAAAGUCGACAACCCCUGCGCCUCCAAUCCCUGCUCGAACGGCGCUACCUGCAGGGAACUCGGUGAGAGUGCACACUGCGAGUGCGCUCCUGGAUUCACCGGUCCUUAUUGCGCCACCGACAUCGACGAGUGUGCCUCUCAACCUUGUCAAAACGGUGGCACCUGUGUCGACGGGAAGAACGAGUUCGUGUGCAACUGUCCACCAGCCUGGCAAGGGGUGCUUUGUCAGUUCGACGUGGACGAGUGCGCGCUGAAGGAGUCGCCGUGCAAGAACUCGGUGACCUGCGUGAACCUUGCCGGCGAUUACAGGUGUCGCUGCAGGAGCGGUUUCACGGGGAAGAACUGCACGAAGAACAUCAACGACUGCGUCGGCCAAUGCCAGCACGGUGCACUAUGCAUCGACCUGGUCGACGACUAUCACUGCAGCUGCACAGCUGGCUACUCUGGCAAAGACUGCGACGUGGACAUCGACGAGUGCGCCUCGAAGCCCUGUCAGAACGGUGGAGAAUGUCGAGACCUGGUGAACGCCUACGAAUGCGUCUGCCCUGUAGGCUUCACCGGCUACCAAUGUGAAAUCGACAGGGAUCACUGCAGCCCGAAUCCAUGCAGAAACUCCGCGCCCUGUUUCAACACGCAGACCGACUACUAUUGUCACUGCCCGGAACAAUGGCAGGGGAAGAAUUGUUCGGAACCAGCCUCUCACAACCCGCAGUUAGGCGUGAUGGACGAGGAGAGUGGCUGUGGUAGCGAGGGCACGCCAUGUGGCGGCAGAGGCAGAUGCAGCGGGGGAAGAUGCAUCUGUGAUCCUGGCUACACUGGGAUGCACUGCCACGAGAACAUCAAUGAUUGCAGAGGAAACCCGUGUCUGAAUGGCGGCACGUGCGUCGAUCUGGUGAAUUCGUUCCAGUGUAUCUGCAGGGAAGGCUGGACUGGAGACCUGUGUGAUCAAGACGUAGAUGAGUGUACCAACGCACCUUGUCGCAACAAUGGCACCUGUGUAGACGGGGUUGCAGACUUCACCUGCAUCUGCAGAGGCGGCUGGAAGGGCAAAACUUGCGCCCUACGAGCUGGCCACUGCGAACCAGGAACCUGUCGUCACGGAGGAACCUGCCAGGAUCGUGGCGACGGUUUCACUUGCCACUGUCCUCCAGGAUGGGAAGGAGCAGCUUGUCACAUAGCGUCUCCAGCCUGCGCGAGCAGCCCCUGUGAAAACGGAGCAACCUGUGUGAAUACCGCCGAUGGAAACUACAGAUGCGUCUGUCGAGAAGGUUUCGAGGGUCCUAAUUGCCGACGAGACGUGGACGACUGCCAACCGUUACCCUGUCUGAACGGCGGUAAAUGCGUAGACGGGAUCAACUGGUUCAGAUGCGAGUGUGCACCAGGUUUCACCGGUCCAGACUGUCGUAUAAACGUCAACGAAUGUGCCAGUGACCCUUGCACAGGUGGAUCCACCUGUGUAGACGGUAUAGCAAGAUACUCCUGCGUCUGUCCUCCGGGAAGAACAGGGAUACGCUGUGAAAUACGCACCGCAGGUGGACCAGGCUGCCCGGUCGCCGGUUGGGACGACGACUGCAACGUCUGUGAAUGUCGCAACGGGAAGAAUCAGUGCAGCAACAUCUGGUGUGGUCCAGGGAACUGUUUGAACGGAACCUCGUGUCUGGCUCACGAAGUCUGCGUACCCAGUCCGAGUGAAAGCUGUUUAGCUCCUCCGUGUCCAGCUUGGGGAGAAUGUAGACCUGUGGAGACAGGAAGAAGAGUUGGACCACCUGCACUUCCUGCACCACCUUCGUGUUGGCCUGGGCAGGCCACUCCAGGACCAACUUGCUCAAGGCUCACCAUUCUGUUGAGAAGAGACACUCUAGCUGCUGGAACAUCCGUGGAAAUACUCUGCAGACGUCUGAGAAGGCUGCUAGCUGAUCCUAGAAGGCCACAAUCAAUUGUUCUUCUCUGUGAUCUUAAACCUGGAGAUAACGAUACGGUCGAAGUGACCAUCUUCUCAGAAGCGGCCGCAGAUGCAGCUAGAGACCUGGGUGAAGCUCUCAGUCGACCUCUGGGCAGACCACUCGCCCUGGCCUCCGUACUGGAGGUCAAGGUAGAGACGGCCUUGCUCAGCGAGCCAAGUUCCGUGAAUUCUGGUAGCGCAGGUAGCUACGUGGCCGUUUUGGGUGGUGCUCUGGCGACAGUUCUGGUGCUGGCGUUGUUUGGUGGAUUGUGGUACCUCAGAACAGUCAGACAAAGAUCCAGUUUAACAGCGACGACCAGCAGCGAGACGUCUCUUCAUCGACAUCGUAGCGAUCUCGAUGAGAAGUCGAACAACCUUCAGAACGAAGAGAACCUGAGGAGAUACGCGAAUCCUCUGAAAGAUCAGGACCAGGGAGAACCUAGAGUCUCCGUGGUGAGACCUCUGUCUGGAACUUCGUUAGGUGCUCUAGGCACAACGGAGGAAAGUUUAGAGAUGGUGUCCGAGGAGGGUAGACAUCGUCUACCGCCGCUUUACAAACCGCCCAGCGCAGAGGCCAGGAAUAAUACUGCCAGUUUCACGUACGAAGAGGGCCCUCACAAGCCGUACAGCAAACCUAGACUACAGGAGCCGACGUACUCUCAUCAGCAACCAGGCACCAGCCAGACGUCAGGACCGCAUCAAGUGCUGACGGUUCAUGUGUAA